Lachancea fermentati is the source of this 2001-nucleotide messenger RNA. Lineage: Eukaryota; Fungi; Ascomycota; Saccharomycetes; Saccharomycetales; Saccharomycetaceae. The record is from the annotation of a GenBank genome assembly.
AUGGGUAUAAAAAAGUUCUUUAAGAUUAAGCCACCCGAGGAAGUCACUCCUGAUGUUAAUCGGGAAGAACUCAAUGAGUUGGGUAUUCCUGUGAAGAACGUGAACAGGAAGAAAAAAGAGAAAUUUGCAGCUUAUGGGGCGUUUGCCAAGGAUAAAGGUAAGGACAAGUUCUUUGCGCCUCCUGGAUACGAAAAUUAUGCACAACCAGAUGAGAAAGAGGAGUUAGAGGACCUGAAUAAAUCGGAAAUGGAUCCUGCUGCUGAAGAAGAUCCUUAUAUGAGCGCGCCUCCUAAGAAUGAUUUUGACCCUUAUGCGCGCAAUAACUUCGGUAACGCAGGAGGGUCUUCUAAUCCAUACGAAAAGGCUGCACCUUACAGUGCAAGUGGCUCUCCAUACGCUCAAGGAGGGUCGGAUCCGUAUGCUCGUCAGCAGAAUCCGUAUGGGGCCAGUGCAGGCUCGUCAGCGGACCCGUAUGCCACGGGCCCCUCGUACUCCUCCACAUCAGCACCAGUUGUGCCGAACUCUAGUUCUUACAAUCAGGGUCCAGGCGAUCGUGGGACGCCGGCCUAUUCUGGAGGGUCCGACGCCCCCAAUCAACAUCCAUACAACCCUAGACAACCUCGCUCGCGCAAUCCUGAUCCCAAACCGCUCACAAGUACGGCUCAGGGCAAUGUUCCUUCGGGAAAUCCAUAUGGAGGUUCUCCCUACGGUUCACGAGCUAGUACCAACAGCCCAGCUCAUAGUAAUACAGCUGGCAAUCCCUACGCUUCUGCGCCGUCUGCUAGUCUCAGUCGCACUACUUCACGUAAUCCGUAUGGAUCGAUGAAUGCCUAUAACUCCAAUGCGAGCAAUCCAUACGGAUCAAACUCGGGUACCGUGUCUAACAAUCCAUAUGGAUCCGAUGAAGCGACAAGCGGUAGCGGAAGGGGCAAUAAUCCAUACAGUGUGCUGAAAGGUGACAUGUACGGCGGCAGUACGGAGCAAGGUAUUCCUGGCACAGCGAACGCUACGAGAGGUCCAAUACGAGAAGCCAGUAUCAAAGAUACCUUCGAUUUCGAGGCACCUCCACAGGCUGCCGAGCCUAGUUCCGUGGCACAUGAAGACGACAUAGAUCUCAACGCGACCAUCGAAGAUGGUGGCGACGACCUAAACGAAUCAAUUCACGAGGGUUACAGUGGCUACGGAGGCAGAAUGCAGCAAGAGCAGCUGCAACAGCCACACAUGGACCAAGCUCCUGAGCAAAGCCGUGGGUUCCAAACGUUUGAGGAUAUUCAAAGGGAAAAUCAAAUGAGACAGCAGCAGGAAGAGGAUGAGCAGGUUGAUGAAAUAAAACAAGAAAUCCGCUUUACCAAACAGAGCUCUGUUGCAUCCACGAGAAACACUUUAAAGAUGGCCCAAGAAGCUGAAUCAGCGGGUAUGAAUACCCUAGGGAUGCUCGGUCAUCAAAGUGAGAAGCUGAAUAAUGUGGAAAGAAAUCUGGAUUUGAUGAAAAUGCAAAACAGAGUAGCAGAGGAUAAAGUGGCAGAAUUGAAAAAGCUAAACAGAAACAUUUUGGCCGUUCAUGUCAGCAAUCCAUUCAACUCGAAGCGGAGACUUCGUGAGGCUGAAGAUAGGAUAAAGAUGCAGAGAAUGGAAGACAAGAUGAUGCAGGAGCAGACAAAUAAUCAACUACAGCAGUCCACUCAGCGAAUCGAGGGCGCAUUGAUGGGCAAUGGUAACGAUAGCGAAACAGUGAGACAGCGCUACCAAAACAAGGCUAUUCUCGAAAAGGCCAAGCGAUACCAAUUCGAGAAUGACCAAGAAGACGACGAAAUGGAGGUGGAAAUAGACAGAAAUCUCGACAAGAUUGGCCAAAUAAGUAGCAGAUUGAAGAGAUUGGCCGUCGCGACCGGAAGCGAAAUCGAUGCUCAACAAGAUCGUAUCAAGAACAUCGAAGAGGAUACUGAUAACAUGGAUAUAAAGAUUCACCUAAAUACGACGAGACUCACCCAGAUUAGGUAA